This is a messenger RNA of Hyalella azteca, 282 nucleotides long. RefSeq names its product obscurin. Gene Ontology annotation, cellular component: cytoplasm. NCBI's taxonomy places the organism in Eukaryota, Metazoa, Arthropoda, Malacostraca, Amphipoda, Hyalellidae. The record is from RefSeq and is a predicted model, not a curated record. Gene Ontology annotation, molecular function: guanyl-nucleotide exchange factor activity.
GCCCCCCACGGGGGGCGACGCCCUCCGCUCGGCCAUGCUCGCCGAAAUUCGAAAUUUUCGACCGAAGAAAAAACGGAGCAGCGCCGAGGACGAAGCCCGCGCUAAACGAAGCGCGACCAUCGCGGAGCUACUGGAGACCGAGGAGGAGCUUGUAAGGGACCUGCACUUCGCGGUUGACCGCUACUACCACCACCUGGACCUGCCCACCACCCCCCGCCAUGUCACCGACGCCAGGGACAUUUUGUUCGGCAACUUCAACUUCUUCCCUGACUUCCAUAAGAA